CAGAAGUGACUCACGAGUUGGCUCUGUUAGACAGGAAAGAGGGGAUGAACUUCCCGUAGAUCGGUUUUGUCUCUGAGUUGAAGGACUCGGAGUGAAAAAAAAAAACCCAUCACCCCUCCUCUGCACAGAGCCUCUUUUUCCAAUCACAAUCCUCCUGGCUGCACCAGGAGCCCUUGCCUCUGACAGGAGCUUAGGAAAGGAGGUGGAUCCAGCAGAGAGCCAGCCAAUGAGAGCCGUGUGCAGCAUAGCCAGGCUCUGACCAAGAGCUGUGAAGGGGGGGGCUUGGUUUGGAGCUUUGCAGCAGAGAAGCACCGGCGAGAAGAGGCAAGUGACCAGAGGGAGCUCGUGAGCGAAAGAGGGAGAGGGAGCUAAAGCUGGUGGAGCACACGCAUCUCUCCUCAAUGAUCAUGUGCCAAGGGAACCUGAAGCAGCGGCAGCAACAGCAGUGGAGCGGGGCGGGGAAAUGGUGAGAUGUUGCAGGGCUUUGCACAGGCCGACCUCUUGCUACAAUCUCCACAGAGUCAGGGUUGAUGCACGGCGCCUGCGGACACUCAGCUCCUCCUCCUCCUCCUAUUCCUCUUUCUCGGCUGGAGCGGCAGGGGGGUCCGCGGGCGGCGUCUGCAACGCCAGCAGCGGAGGCCCCGGAGCCCCGGGGGGCGCCGUUCGGCUCAGCCAGCAGAACCGCUUCAGGUUGCAGUUCCCACAGUUGGCCUUGCGGCGUCGUCUCGGCCAGCUGAACUGCAUGUCCCGGCCUACUGUUCGGCUGCGCUCAUGGCCACUCUCCUUCCUCUACUACAUCCUGCCAUUUGGAGUGCUCAAGCCCCUUGCCAAGGUGGGCUGGCGGCGCACCAGCAGAGUUACCAUAUAUAAGUCCAUUCCCACAAGGCUACUGUCCAGAGCUUGGGGCCGUCUCAACCAGGUCGACCUUCCCACUUGGCUACGGAAGCCGAUAUAUAGCCUAUACAUAUGGACAUUUGGGGUGAACAUGAAGGAGGCAGCUGUGGAGGAUCUGCAGCAUUACAGGAACCUGGGAGAAUUCUUCAGACGCAAGCUCAAACCUCAGGCCCGGCCUGUGUGUGAUUCCCACUGCGUGAUUAGUCCAGCUGACGGGAAGAUCCUUCACUUUGGCCGAGUUAAGAACUGCGAGGUGGAGCAGGUCAAGGGUGUCACUUACUCUCUGGAGACCUUUCUUGGGCCAUACACAUGGACUGAGAGUUUAGCCAUCAACAGAAAUGAGGAUGACCCCAGUUCGUUUCAGGACCUGCUGGUAACAAAGGAGGGGAACGAGUUGUUCCACUGUGUGGUCUAUCUGGCCCCUGGGGACUACCACUGCUUCCACUCCCCCACUGACUGGAGAGUUGCACAUAGGAGACACUUUCCAGGCUCUCUGAUGUCCGUGAAUCCAGGGGUAGCGAGAUGGAUUAAAGAGCUCUUUUGUCAUAAUGAGCGAGUGGUGCUGAGUGGGGAGUGGACACAUGGCUUCUUCUCAUUAACAGCUGUUGGAGCUACCAAUGUCGGAUCUAUCCGAAUUUACUUUGAUAAGGAGCUGCGCACGAACAACCCUCGCUACAAUAAAGGCUCAUAUAAUGACUUGAGCUACGUCUCCAACAACAACCGAGAGGGCGUGACCAUGCGCAAGGGCGAGCACCUGGGAGAGUUCAACCUGGGCUCCACUAUUGUGCUGCUUUUUGAAGCACCACGGGACUUCAAGUUCAGCCUCACUGCAGGCCAGAAGAUACACUUUGGAGAACCUCUGGGGACCAUGUGAUAAGGGUGUGAGAAGAGUGGAUCUUGGCCAUGGACACACUUGACGAACUUGUGUGCAGAUUAGGCAGGGUCUGAUGUGGACUGAUGCGUGCACACACACCCGCACCCACCAAGGAACACACACUCACGUCUGAGGAGAGUGGUUUCAUUUGUACUGACACAAAACCACCGCUGUUGCAUUAUUAUUAUUAUUGUGAUUGGAGUGCUCCUAUUUACAUGGGAGCAGUUUCUAACAAGUUUUGCUUUUCUUGUAAUAUAUUUUCAUUUUCACUGUUAAAAGACUAAGCUUAGACCAUCAACAUGUUGACACGGUUUUGUUUACUGACUAUUGCCAUCCAUAUUUUUGUUUUGCUCUAAAUUAUUGUUGUUGUAAAUUUUUGUUUUUUGCCCAUAUUGCCUUUUUUAUGACUGAGGGAUUUGCAGAGGCUCCUCUGCAGAACAUUUGACACCAACCAACCAACCACCACAUUUUGCACAGUCAGUUGCAUGCAAGCUUGAAUCACACAUGAAUAACAUCACCUGCAUAAAGAAGAGGAAUGUAUAAGAUUAAGACUAAACUUUUGGUUCUUCUCUUGACCCCUCGGUCAUGUGGAACCACCAUCUAGCUUCUGGAGUUGAACCACUAUGAUGCUAGUCAUCUGAGCUCUUUUGGAAUUGAUCAUCUGGAAAGAUUUGUAAGCAUCACUGCCACUCUUUGGUUUUGUAAGUUAGACCCACUAUGCCUUCUUCAGGUUCUGGUUGUAGAUCUGUUUGCUUCAGUCUUUUACAGUACGUGUCCACUAGCACUUUUUCUUCGAUGCUCCGAUUCUCCGAAUCUCACGACUUGCUCUGUGUGUGUGGGCGUGUCUGUGAUAUUUUAAAAUGCAAUUGAAGCAGCCAAAAAAAAAAACAAGACACACACUUGAAGUAGUAAGCAGUAAUAUGCUGCAUUCUAUUAACUUUGGAUUUGGGAUUUUGAAGCUGGGAAAGACGUCACACCCAAGUUGACUGAGGUUCAGUUAAACAAACAAAUAUUAACUAUCAUUGUUAGCAUUGUCCCCAAGUUAGUGCUGCAGGCAUACCAGUUGAUGAUAAUGCAUUGUGCAGUAUUUUGGACAUCUAAACACCAUGAAAAAACACAUGUCCAUAGAUGACACAACUAGAUAUAAAUACUAAUACUCUAUAUACAUAAAUAUAGCUAAAAUACAACUGAUUUUACUACUGGUGAUGUGCAGUGCAGCCAUCUUGGAUUCUCUGGGAUUGUGAAGCUCUCCCAUCUUUUAGAGUAGGAAAUUUAACUUGUAGGAACGUUCCACUUGUAGGAAGUGUCCUACUUGGAACUGCCAAUAUUUAUUUUAAUUCUAAUCUGUAGUUCUACCAGGAAGACUCAAGAGGCAAGCAUGCAAUAAUAACAGCUUUAAUUUUGAUAUUAUUAACAAUGAUUAAAAUAAUUUAUGUAACGUUAGUCUUUGGCGCAGGCCCUAUCGUCGGCCCAGGUAUGCAGCAUCUGGACCUUCGCAGAUCCUACCUUAUGUAGGUGGCAGGGGCGGAGCCAACCCCCGGGCAGCCGGCGGGACCAAACUGGAGGCGGUGGGGAGGAAUUUAAAGGGAAAACAAAACACCACCUGUAAGCAGAGAAGGUUGUGUAAGGGGAGGUCUUAUAAACACAGGUGGAAGCUGGUUAAGAUUGGUUGAGAUACGAGUGACGAGCACAGGAGUUUCCUGCUAGAACUAGCGCUGAAGCUUAUAGUUCUAGAAAUCCACAUUCUGCCAUGUUCAGCUUCUCUCCAUUGUUUGAAAGUUAUCUAUCUAUUUUAUCUCAUAUAUGUGUGAAGUACCAGCAUACUCUUCCCUGAUUGGCUAGAUGCAGCGCAAGAAUGCGUCGAGGCAAAAUGGCUAGUGGACAUAUACGGUUACUGUACCCUGCCAGAAUUUACAGUAUCAUAGAAUUGCACUGUAGUUUGACCUUUCUACAUAAUCUAAACCUAUUUCUAACACAAAAAAAUACAUUUACUUUAAUUUCAAAUUUAAAUGUAAUAUCUGUUGAACUAAUAUUCAACAUAUAAGUCAUGCUUAGAGAAGCAGAAAGUCUGGUCUGUUAACUGUUUAAGUCUUUCCGUGGGGUUUAAUGUAUAGAGUUUGUAUGAGUGUCAGUUGCACACAGUAUCACACUGCACUGCACUGCACUCCAGUCUAACAGCGCUACCUGAAGGCUUGAUUCUAUUGUAAUGUAUGUAACACAUACAGCAUAUGAUGGUACUUCCCUGAAAGGGUUAAAUAUUAAGUAUUGGAAUAAGAAGGAAGAGGGUGUGUCUUCUGAACUACUCUAUAUGGUCAAAUGUAUUGGGACACCUGAUCAUUCAGUAUUAAUUAUAGGUCAGGGUGGAGAUUGGAUCCCAUCACAUCACCAACUCCUCAACUCAGCUCAGAAGUAUUAAGUGGAGCUCUGUCUUUAUAUUUUACCAGGGGACACAGUUCCACUGUUCCACAUCUCAAUGCUGAGGCUUUAUACAUACUGUAUAGCCCACACUUUGUAUUAGGGCAUGACCCCAAUAGGUUCUUGUUUAUCUGCUCCAGAGUGUCUGUUCUAUUGUAUAGGCAGUCCUCUAGAAGUGUUCUAGAAGAACGAGGGAGGCUGUGUGUAUGCAUUUUCACAGCUACUGUAUGUCACAGUAGCUGAAUGCAUUAUUUGCAUUUAUUAAAAGGGGUGUCCACAAACAUUUGGACAUAUAGUGUAUAUCAUCGCUGUCCAAUAAAAAACGAGUAUCUCCA
Astyanax mexicanus (Mexican tetra) is the source of this 4518-nucleotide messenger RNA. RefSeq names its product phosphatidylserine decarboxylase (gene pisd). Lineage: Eukaryota; Metazoa; Chordata; Actinopteri; Characiformes; Acestrorhamphidae. Gene Ontology annotation, molecular function: phosphatidylserine decarboxylase activity. Gene Ontology annotation, biological process: phosphatidylethanolamine biosynthetic process. Gene Ontology annotation, cellular component: mitochondrion. The record is from RefSeq and is a predicted model, not a curated record. The transcript is spliced from 8 exons. Bases 464 to 1768 code for a protein of 434 amino acids.